GGAAGCAGCAUACAAAUUAAAUAGUACAGCCGUACUUCAAUGUUCUCUGUCCGUUCUCUUACUGUCAGAGUUGCACAUUUCUACCAAGGCUUUUUUGUCACUUCAUUGCACACCUCAACUGCAAAGAUGGUUACUGAAAAGUGUUUGGCCAAAGGAAGUGCUGCACCAGGUCCGGUGCCCCAAGACAAAAUCAGAAUUUACAGCAUGAGAUUCUGCCCUUUUGCCCAGAGGACUAGAUUAGUGCUUGUGGCCAAAGGAAUCAACCAUGAGACCGUCAACAUAAACCUGAAAGAGAAACCUGACUGGUUCCUGGCGAAGAACCCCCUCGGUCUCGUCCCAGUACUGGAGACGUCUGCUGGAGAGAUCACCUAUGAGUCUCCCAUCACCUGUGACUACCUGGAUGAAGUUUAUGCUGGGAAGAAGCUGCUUCCUUCCUCUCCUUAUGGCAAAGCUCAACAGAAGAUGAUGCUGGAGCACUUUUCCAAGGUGACACCAUACUUCUACAGGAUCCCAAUGGGGAGAAGGAACGGCGAUGAUGUCUCAGGCCUGGAAACUGAACUGAAAGAGAAGUUUGGCAAACUCAAUGAGGAUCUGGUUAAAAAGAAGUCAAAGUUCUUUGGUGGGGAUUCCAUCACUAUGAUCGACUACAUGAUGUGGCCGUGGUUUGAGAGGCUGGAGGCCCUUCGACUGGAACACUGCAUGGCCGGCACUCCUGAGCUGAAGAAGUGGACAGAGCGCAUGUGGGAGGACCCAGCUGUCAAAGCCUGCAUGUUUAGUACAGAUGUCUACAGGGUCUUCAUGGAGUCCUACGCCGCCGGGAAACCCGACUAUGACUAUGGCCUGUAGAAAGUUCUGACCAAAGCCGAAACCGUCCAUUUAUGAUCAUAUCUUUAUUUUUUUUUUCAACUUUGAUGUAAUAACAGUUCCAAAGAGUAAAAAUGUUUCCUCAUUGUACAUUUUUGAGGUGUUGUGUUAUCAGAGGAAAAAAUGGAAUCUCUAUAAUGGCAAUGACACACAAUAAUCGCUUGUUGUCAUGGUGACACUGUGCUGGCUGCUAUAUCUCGCAAUGGGAAAUCCUUAAAUAUGUAGAUCCAGAUUUAAGCUGCAUCACUGCCAAAAUCUAAUCAGGUGGUCCUUUUGUCAUUGUUGACCUUCCCUGAAAAUUUCAUCCAAAUCUGUUGGUCUGUUUUUUUGUUUUUUUUUAAUAAUGUUGCACACAGACAGACAUAUUUACGGACAAACGUACGCUGAUCGUCACAUAACUCCGCUGCGUUCCUUGGCGGAGUAAUGACAUACAAUAAUCACUUAACUCAGGGUGUUUUCAAUAAUCCAAAAUGUCGCUGAAAAUAAAAUCUGUCCAUGCAAUGACUCUGA
Molecule: messenger RNA, 1374 nt
Organism: Acanthochromis polyacanthus (spiny chromis)
Lineage: Eukaryota; Metazoa; Chordata; Actinopteri; Pomacentridae
Product: glutathione S-transferase omega-1-like
Exons: 6
Coding region: 40-846 (268 amino acids)
Biological process (GO): glutathione metabolic process
Cellular component (GO): cytoplasm
Molecular function (GO): glutathione dehydrogenase (ascorbate) activity; glutathione transferase activity
Source: RefSeq, a predicted model, not a curated record